Molecule: messenger RNA, 3876 nt
Organism: Pteropus alecto (black flying fox)
Lineage: Eukaryota; Metazoa; Chordata; Mammalia; Chiroptera; Pteropodidae
Gene: GPD1L
Product: glycerol-3-phosphate dehydrogenase 1 like
Exons: 9
Coding region: 78-1139 (353 amino acids)
Biological process (GO): glycerol-3-phosphate catabolic process; carbohydrate metabolic process
Cellular component (GO): glycerol-3-phosphate dehydrogenase (FAD) complex; cytosol
Molecular function (GO): protein homodimerization activity; glycerol-3-phosphate dehydrogenase [NAD(P)+] activity; NAD binding
Source: RefSeq, a predicted model, not a curated record
CCCAUCUUGUAAGAUGGCAGGACAAAAAGCCGAGAAGCUGGACACUAAGGAGAAGAAACCUGAAGCCGAGAAGGCUGAUGCUGAUGGGUUCAGCUGUUGCAAAAAUAAUUGGUAACAAUGUCAAGAAUCUUCAGAAGUUUGCCUCCACGGUCAAGAUGUGGGUCUUUGAAGAAACAGUUAAUGGGAGAAAACUGACAGACAUCAUUAACAGUGACCACGAAAAUGUAAAAUAUCUCCCAGGACACAAGCUGCCAGAAAAUGUGGUAAGGAAACUGAGGCAUGGAGAGGGUAGAUCACUUGCCCAGCUGGUUGCAGUCUCAAACCUCAACGAGGCAGUGCAGGAUGCAGACCUACUGGUGUUUGUCAUUCCCCACCAAUUCAUCCACAGAAUCUGCGAUGAGAUCACUGGAAGAGUGCCCAAGGAGGCGCUGGGAAUUACGCUCAUCAAGGGCAUAGAUGAGGGCCCGGAGGGGCUGAAGCUCAUUUCUGACAUCAUCCGGGAGAAGAUGGGCAUCGACAUCAGUGUGCUGAUGGGCGCCAACAUUGCCAACGAGGUGGCUGCAGAGAAGUUCUGUGAGACCACCAUCGGCAGCAAAGUAAUGGAGAAUGGCCUUCUCUUCAAAGAACUUCUGCAGACUCCAAAUUUUCGAAUUACGGUGGUUGACGAUGCUGACACUGUUGAACUUUGUGGUGCUCUUAAGAACAUCGUGGCGGUGGGAGCUGGGUUCUGUGACGGGCUCCGCAGUGGGGACAACACCAAAGCAGCCGUCAUCCGCCUGGGGCUCAUGGAAAUGAUCUCCUUCGCCAAGAUCUUCUGCAAGGGCCAGGUGUCCACGGCCACCUUCCUGGAGAGCUGCGGCAUUGCCGACCUGAUCACCACUUGCUACGGGGGCCGGAAUCGCAAGGUGGCAGAGGCCUUUGCCAAGACUGGAAAGACCAUUGAAGAAUUGGAGAAGGAGAUGCUAAAUGGGCAGAAGCUCCAGGGACCUCAGACUUCUGCUGAAGUGUACCGCAUCCUCAAGCAGAAGGGGCUCAUCGACAAGUUUCCAUUGUUUACUGCAGUAUAUCAGAUCUGCUAUGAAGGCAGACCCGUUCAAGAGAUGCUGUCUUGUCUCCAGAGCCAUCCAGAGCAUAUAUAAAGUGGAUCAUGCAACAUGUCGGGCAGAGUUCUGCCCUUCCAAUCAGUCUUUUGGGUGCAAAUGGAAACUGAGACUUGGCAAGAAGAUGUUUGCUUGACUGUAAUCCCGUCAUGGGUGUGUAUGAACUUUUACAGGUUCUUUUUUGAAAUUGCACGAAGAUGUACUGGCAACAACUAGACGCACAUGUGUGAACGUGUGAGUGUGUGUUCAUUUCUCAUUCUGUGGAUGAUUCUAUGAACCAAAAUUAAAGGUCCUUUUUUAAAAUUACUUUUGAAAAUUUCCCACCAUGGUAAUUUAUAAGAUUAGAACUAUCUCAGCUAAAUAUUUUAGAUCUAAUUCACAUGUAUUUGAGUGAAGGAAUUUCUUUUUCUCAUUCUCUUGAUGUUAAAAUUUAACCAGCUUUAAUAACAUGGUAGAAUGGAAGAGUGAGUGUGUUCAAAGAUCAACAUACUGUAACUUUUAAACACUAUCUCAAAGCCAGCAUAAUUAACUACUUUGAUUGUGAGUUGAUCUUUUUUUUAACAAUUAGAUAUUUUUUAUUAGGUAAAUAAUUUUAAUUUCCCUGUUAGUGCAGUUUUCUGCAUUUUUAGCCUCUUCUCCUUCAUUAGCCUCCAGAAUGUGCUCAGCAGUGGCAGAAGACAGAAAACUCAUCUGGGAUCUUCCUGCUGUGAUUGACACAUUCUUCUGAUCACCGACACUUGUAUGAUGCUUUUUGUUAGGUUGCACUUUCAUGCAAACAUUUCCUUUAAGCUGUGCAGAUGCCCUGAGAGGGGGCUGCUACUAUUCUUUUAAGAUGCAAUUACUGUGCCUGGUCACCUGGUGAGGAGGUGUCUAGUGCUCCUCUACCCCACCAAAGUGCCCCAGGACCUUCUCAGAUGUCACUGGGCUGAUUUGACCUCCAGGGAGUGGUUGUGGCAAAUACCAUAUGCAGCCUUCUCUGGGGGCAUAGGAGGGCUUCGUGCAGCUGAUAUUUGUGUGGGGUGUCGUCUAGACGGUUAUCACUCAAAGUGUGGUCCUCAUUCCAUCAGCUUUACUUGGCGUCUCUUAGGUAUUCAGGUUGCCAGAUCCCACCGCUCACCUCUGAAGUGGGCUAUGGUAUCUCUGCUCUAACACCUCCCAUGUCUUUCUGAUGCUCACUACAAUUUUAGAACCACUACUUUAGGAAUUUUACUUUAGAUUGGCAUUUCUCAAACCGUGUUCCAUAGAAAACUAGUGUCCUGGGAUCCAGUGGUGGUUCCGGGUGUACUCUGGCAAGGUCACAUGAGUUUGGGAAAAGCCAUGUCCGUAUACCCCCUCUUGAGGGUGUAGAAUCUAUGUUAGUAUGUUAGUGGACCUUGUUUAUUUAACUUAGCGAGUCUCGAACACGUGAGAUUAUGGAGAUUUUUUUGGCAAGGAUCCUUGCCAAAGUUUCUAGGGGACCCUGUUUUAGGCUGAGGUGACCUUAGGACAGCUUAUACCCUUCAUUCCCUGUAAGAACUUAGGAUGAAUAACUAACUACCCGUGGUAGUAUUAGUUCUGAACUUUUAUAGUUCCGGUCUGCCAUGAGGCUUUGAUGAAGCUUUAAGGUGACAUUGACAAGUACAACCAAGUAGAUGUCAACCUCGCUGAAACGCACAUUAUGUGGAAUAAGUGCUUUUAAUUCUAGAAUUAGAAUGGGAAUUACUGUAUCUUCUUAAAUGAGAUUGGUUUCAGGAUAGCAUUACAAUGACCUUAUAUAGCACUUGAUAAAGUGUUAAGGGAAUAUAUGAAUGUCACUUGCAUAUUCAUGGAUUUUCAGUCACUUUGUGAAUUUUGACCUUUUUAUUUUCCAGCUUGGGACUUCCCCCCCUCCCCCCCCCAUAUCUGAAAUGAUUGCAGAGUAGAUUUUUGUGAGAAUUUUAAAAACUAUCCAAAAUAUUUUGGGAGCAUUAUAAAGUCCUAUCCACAGAAGUAUGUGAAAGCACACAAAAUGUUAACAAGUUCCCUUGAUUUUAGUGCCACUAUGAAGUUAAUCAAUUUUCGCUUGUCUCAUGAUUAAUCAUUUUCGAAGUUGUACAUAGGUAACAAAGUUACUUUUUAAGAUACAUAAAGGAUGGUAAGCUAACUGUGGUGUCUAUUAAGUAGGAUAAUAAGAUGUGAGGGAUUAGGAUUCUGUCUUUUGUAUAUCCUCAUCUGCAUUCAGCUUCCUGCUCUGGGUUUUGUGCUUGAGUGUUUUUCUUUACAAAUGCUCUCUUACCAUUCUAAAGUCUGCUGACUGUACCUCUUGAAAAUACUUAUGAUAUUCUGCAUAUUAUGGAAAAAGGAAAAUUUUAUAUGUAUGUGCUCUGCUAACUAGAUAUUUAUUACUCUGAGUUAUCUAUUUUUAUAACCACCUGCGGUCUAUCAUCUAUUUUAAUUCACAUUUCUUACUAAUUAUGAUAAUGGGGAGAGAGACAUCCUGAAGAGAAGCUUAAUUUGUACUAUUUCAGCCAAUCCGUGAAUGUAAAACUACAUUGUUGCCUUGCUAUAAUGUGGAACAAAUAUCUGUUUUGAAAUCCAUCCUAGCAGGUGGAGUCAAGCUAAAUUCCUUCUGGUUUUUCCUUUAAUCCUUUAACUAUGACGUGACCCCAUGAAGUGCCAGGGUACAAAGGGAUCUUCGGGUUUUCCAUUAGUUCUAAUCUAAGAGCCUUUUACUUACAUGAGCACUGUAUUUGUUUACGGACUAUAGGUGGAUAUAAUUUUAAAGCUUGGUUUAAUAAACAUUUAACCCCCCUCCAAA